AUGGCGGCCACUGCACUAUGUAACUGGAAAUUCAAUCUUGUACAGAGUGGAGUUCAUCAUGCCAUGAACCCGGAUCCAUACAGAGGAAUCUUUGGUUCAGAUGGUGAAAUGUAUGCAAAAGAUGUUCAAGAUCUAAUUCAAUUCGGAACUUGUGGCCAUGUUGCGGCUUUUAUAUCUGAAGCUAUACAGGGAGUUGCCGGGAUUGUUGAGUUAGCUCCAGGUUACUUGCCUGCAGUAUAUAGCAUCAUCAGAAAUGCAGGAGGCCUUUGUAUUGCUGAUGAGGUUCAGACUGGAUUUGCUCGCACAGGUAGCCAUUUUUGGGGAUUUGAGGUCCAUGGAGUUGUGCCUGACAUAGUUACAAUGGCCAAGGGUAUCGGAAAUGGAAUUCCUCUUGGUGCCGUGGUAACUACUCCUGAGAUUGCUGAGGUCUUGACUCAUCGAACUUACUUUAACACCUUUGGAGGGAAUCCUGUAUGUACUGCAGCAGGACUUGCCGUUCUCAGGGUGAUCGAAAAAGAAAAACUUCAGGAGAAUGCUCAUGUUGUUGGAUCCUACCUGAAACAGCGUCUUAAUGCCCUCAAAGCCAAGCAUGAAAUUAUCGGGGAUGUGAGAGGAAGAGGACUGAUGCUCGGGGUUGAACUAGUCACAGACCGCCGACGCAAAACUCCGGCAAAGGUCGAAACUCUGCAUUUGAUGGAGCAAAUGAAAGAUAUGGGAUUACUGAUUGGAAAGGGAGGCUACUAUGAAAAUGUUCUCAGAAUUACACCUCCACUUUGUUUCUCUAAGGAGGAUGCUGACUUUCUGGUGGAAGUAAUGGACUAUAGUAUGAUGAAGCUUUGAGGGCCCUACUCACUUUGUACAGUCGCCCAGAAUAAAAGACAGCUCUUUCUCACGGAGGACAAGGAGCUUGCCAGGAAAUUCAAUGCAAGUAGUCUAAAAAUUGAUUUCCCUCUUGAAUCUUAGUAUCAAAAACUUCUAACAUCAUCAGAAUAAAUUGUGUAAUAGACUUGCUUUCGUGGGAAGGGAUCGUAUCUGCAUACCGAGUCAAUGAUUCAUUAGCGCAAUAUUGUUUCCUCCUUGCUUUUCCUUUAAAUUGUAAGUAGCAGUUUACUGAUAAUAGCCUUUGUGUGAAGUUGAAUUUGGAGAAAUGAUUUUGUGAAAAGUGUUUUUUUUUUCU
Olea europaea var. sylvestris is the source of this 1177-nucleotide messenger RNA. Its product is annotated as alanine--glyoxylate aminotransferase 2 homolog 3, mitochondrial-like. NCBI's taxonomy places the organism in Eukaryota, Viridiplantae, Streptophyta, Magnoliopsida, Lamiales, Oleaceae. Gene Ontology annotation, cellular component: mitochondrion. The transcript is spliced from 7 exons. The coding region runs from base 1 to 840 and encodes 279 amino acids. The record is from RefSeq and is a predicted model, not a curated record. Gene Ontology annotation, molecular function: transaminase activity; pyridoxal phosphate binding.